CCCACGGCAAGGCUGGUGGCAGUGGUGGGAGACGGAGCAGUGAGCAGGCUUGGAAGGGAUUUGGAGGUCACAAGUGAAGCUGUGCUGCACCAUAUGGCCAGACGGCUGACAUUUGUGGACCCAGGCUUCCAGCUGGAUGUCUACACCGACACAGACCUCCUGGACUCAGAGAGCCUAAAGGCGUUCAGAAAGUGCGCGGCCGCAGCAGACAUUGUUUAUGUAGAGGGACUUCACAGCGCGGAGGCAGCUGGGAUCCUAGCGAAGAACACCGCGCAAGUGCCGACUUUUGUGGCGUUCGAUAGCGCCCCGGAGCUGCACGCACUCAAUCGCCUGGGCGGCCUAUUAUCGGCGAAUUCAGGUCGUAAGUCCUCGCGCGCACAGGAGCUAUCCGCAUCAAUCCAGACCCUUUGGGAUCGCCACAGCUCAGAUGACUUGGUGUCCCUUCUCCUCGUCCUCAUCGAUGCCUUCUAUAUUGGUGCUGUCCAGGUUCCCCGGCUGGACAGUCUGAGAGCGUCAGGGCCGCUGGCACUGGCGCGCAUGAUUACCAAAUGCGGCCCUCAGAUCUUUGCGUGCGUCAACGACCCUGAGUGCAAGGCCGCACUGGACUGCCUGCAGUCUUGCUCACCAACUGACCAGGUUGUGUGCUCCUACCGGUGCAUAGUGUCGCACGAGUCGCAGCUGCUGGAGGAUUUCUCGCUGUGCAUCCUGCAGAAACACAACUGCCUGGGCAAGAGCGCAGAAAUACCCGAGCUGCCCAAUCCCCCGCCCAUGGGCAGCCACAGAGGGCAGCCCCUCACGCAUGACACUGCAGAGGCUCUCUUCAUUGGCUGGCUUGGGAAGGAGGAGUGGAGCUGGAGAGUAGUGGCAGGCCAAAAUGCGGCGUAUGAUCAGUUCCCCUGCCAGUACCAGAUCUUCUACCGCGGCAAAGCCAAGCGCUCAAUGUGGUAUGACCCUGUCUUCCAGGUGAGGACGUUGGAUGGGAGGGUGGUUUGGCGAAGGCGCCACUACAGGGUGCGCCGUGCUGAGGUGCCAGGCACAUUCCACUUCUCAGUGCUGGACAACGGCGUCAUCAGCAAGGAGUUCUGGAGGAUUGUGGAUGUGCCGGACGACUUGUCAUGGGCGCUGUUUGCAUAUUCCGGCGCGGCGUCGGCUGCGGGGCAGGUAUACACUGGAGCCGUCCUGUGCACACCCGAUGGGCUCUGGCCUGCACCCUCUCAGGAGGAGCGCAUCAAUCGCGCCCUCAGGCUGUCAGGCAUAGAACCGUGGGAGCUGUUUCGCGUGGACAACAGCUGCUGCCAAGGCAUGCCCCUGGGUGUGCCUGAGAAGGAUGCGGCCUCAAAUCCAGCUGAGCAAUCUCUGGUGAUGGCCCAAACGGCCUAG
Molecule: messenger RNA, 1380 nt
Organism: Coccomyxa subellipsoidea C-169
Lineage: Eukaryota; Viridiplantae; Chlorophyta; Trebouxiophyceae; Coccomyxaceae
Exons: 10
Biological process (GO): xanthophyll cycle
Molecular function (GO): magnesium chelatase activity; violaxanthin de-epoxidase activity
Source: RefSeq, a predicted model, not a curated record